Molecule: messenger RNA, 390 nt
Organism: Porites lobata
Lineage: Eukaryota; Metazoa; Cnidaria; Anthozoa; Scleractinia; Poritidae
Source: the annotation of a GenBank genome assembly
UAUAAUUUUUUAUUACAACUUACGAAAGCUAUUAUGUCAACAAACAACAGCAGAGAGAUUUUAGCGUGUAGACGUUAGGUAGUGUGUAGACGAUUGGUUUUAAGCAGAGAGCAAAGAGAAGGUGAACGGCAGAGAGCAAGAGUCAACACGCGUAGAGCAAGCGAAGACGAUCGCCAAAGAGUGCGCGUUGAAGUAGAAGAAGAAGACAAAGUUUUAGCGAAGAACGUCGGCAAGCAGAACGAGACAGCUGGAAUGAACAGACAAAGGCAACGCGAAAGAGAAAUACAAAGGCAAAGAGAACGGCAGCAAAAUAAUGACAUGAUGACAGAAGGUGUUGUGUUAAUGUCACUACGGCCCCGCGCUAUUAACAUUUUCAAGAUUUCAAGCUGA